UUAAUUUCCAACUUCAAAUCUAAUACCCGCUUCCAUCCAUUUUUACGCUGAAGUUGAGCACCCUCCUCAUCCAUUCCUCCCCCACUUCAGCAAAAUGUGAUGCGUGGAUGAUCUGAUUUGAUACAGUUCAUGGGGUCUAUAAGCUUGAAGACAUGGGGGGCAGGGGAAGCAAUGGCUUUACAAAUGAGCUGUCAGAACAAAAGGCAGAAGCUUGUCGAUUGGAGUGAUGAUGGAGGAGAAAAAUGGGUCAAAUAUUAUUCUUCGCAUCAUCAAAUAUUGUUGGUGGGUGAGGGUGAUUUCUCCUUCUCCCUUUCCUUGGCUCAGUCCUUUGGUUCAGGUUUCAACAUCGUUGCUUCUUCCCUUGACACCUAUGAUCAAGUUGUGAGGAAGUACAAGAAGGCAACGUCAAAUUUGAUUGCCUUAACAAAGAUGAGAGCAUGUGUGUUGCAUGGAGUUGAUGCAACCCAAAUGAAAUUUCAUCCAUACUUGGAAAUGAGGAGAUUUGAUAGAAUUAUAUUCAACUUCCCUCAUGCGGGCUUUCAUGGCAAAGAAGACAACUUCUCCAUGAUUCAGUGA
This is a messenger RNA of Neltuma alba, 576 nucleotides long. Its product is annotated as heavy metal-associated isoprenylated plant protein 41-like. Gene Ontology annotation, cellular component: cytoplasm. The transcript has 3 exons. Bases 130 to 576 code for a protein of 148 amino acids. The record is from RefSeq and is a predicted model, not a curated record. Lineage: Eukaryota; Viridiplantae; Streptophyta; Magnoliopsida; Fabales; Fabaceae. Gene Ontology annotation, biological process: rRNA base methylation. Gene Ontology annotation, molecular function: rRNA (uridine-N3-)-methyltransferase activity.